AUUAAAACCAGCGAUGAUCGUAAGGAUCUGGAAAAAAUGACGGUAUCCUCAAUUCAGAGUCAUUGGAUUCUGCUGGGGUGCAAACAGAUGAUGCCUCAGCACAAUCGUUGUCCAGUUGCUCCACCGAUACAUCCCCCUCUGCUAGUGAGCCUGCAAUGCCAGCGAACCAAGGAACUCCAACAUCAUCGAUAUCUCUGUCUUCCAGUAGCUCGCUAGGUUCUCCAGCUUACGAAUUGACGUUUGCAGAAUUUCCGUGCAACUUAAGCCUAUCAAGUGACGACUCAUUGAGCAGUGAGACGCCCUUACAAGUGGAUGAGAUAAGCGCAGAAAUAUCUGGCGUGAUUUUUGAAGAUAAUCCCCCGCCUGAAAGUGAUGAGGAACAGGUCUGCACUGAAUCACCACCCCCGACUAGUGCUGUUGAUGCUAUUGAUUCAUCGGUGUCAACAGCUGAGAGCUCAGAGGUAUUAUCUGAGGGAAUCGACUCAACACCUCAAUCAUCGACAAGGAGAUCAGCAUAUGAGGGAUUUCAGGAUAAGAUAAAUCCUGUUGAGGAGUCGAGAGUUAAUCCUGAACCUCCCGGAAUGACGGGAUCUCAGGAACGUGCUAAUAAACCACUCGACGCGGCACAUCCUGGACCUUCAGAAAUUGAAAAACCACAGCGAUCUCCUCCGCAACCAGUCGAGCUGGAGGGACAGACUGGACUUUCUGUCACUGAGGCUCCAAUCGCUGGACCGUCAGGGGUAGAAGAGAGUCUAGAUCAUGUCCACUUGAUUGAAGGCAGUGAUGACCUCAUAAGUUCCCACUAGUUGAGGAGAAUCCUCCAUGAGGUUGCUGACGACCAUACGUUAUAUAUUCGGCGACUACUCAAUGAGCUUGUGGGGGUAGAAAAGGUCAAAACAAUGAGAGCAACAGGAAAAGAAGGAUGGCCUAAAAUCACUCUCGAAGUACUCGAUUCAAUCGAAGAUUACGUGGUCUCCCGAACAGAAGGAAAGAUGACCCACAAAAAAUUCAUGCGUGUCGUCACAACCUAUUUAAAUUAUCUUCGACAUUAUUAAAAGAGAAAAAUAAUAAUUAUUUUAGUUUAUUAUUUUCGGACACGGCCACCGCGCCAUUAUUUUG
Messenger RNA from Fopius arisanus, 1119 nucleotides. RefSeq lists its product as uncharacterized. The coding region runs from base 156 to 806 and encodes 216 amino acids. The record is from RefSeq and is a predicted model, not a curated record. The transcript has 4 exons. NCBI's taxonomy places the organism in Eukaryota, Metazoa, Arthropoda, Insecta, Hymenoptera, Braconidae.